UUAGAAAUACUUCCGGGGUCACUGUCACUACAUCCUCCUAAUACGUGUUAGCACGAAAAUGGCCGCAGACAAGCAAAGUGAGAUUAAAACAUCGAGGAUGGAUGAAAAUAAGGAGAAAUCUGUGGAUGCAGGCCUUGGACUGGAAAUUCUCCAGAUCAUCAAGGAAUCACAGCAACAACAUGGGUUGAGACAUGGAGAUUAUCAGCGAUACAGAGGCUACUGCUCGCGCCGCAUGCGUCGCCUGCGGAAAACUCUUGGUUUCAGAAUGGGCAACAGACACAAGUUCACAGGGAAGAAAGUGACGGUGGAGAUGCUGUCUGACAGCAGGUACCUGCUGGUGGUGCUGAUGGAGGCGGAGCGGGCGUGGAGCUACGCCAUGCAGCUGAAGCAGGAGGCCAACACUGAGCCGCGCAAGCGCUUCCACCUGCUGGCCCGCCUGCGUAAGGCCGCCAAGCACGGCGAGCACCUGGAGCGCCUGUGCGAGAGCCCACGCGUGGACGCCAAGACCAAGCUGGAGGCCCAGGCCUACACUGCAUACCUGACAGGAAUGGUCCAGUUUGAGCUGCAGGAGUGGAAAGCUGCGAUGGAGGCCUUCAACAAGUGCAAAACCAUUUAUGAGAAGCUGGCCAGUGCCUUCACUGACGAACAGGCGGGGCUCUACUACCAGAGAGUGGAGGAGAUCUCUCCCAACCUCCGCUACUGUGCUUACAACAUCGGUGACCAGAACGCCAUCAAUGACCUGAUGCAGAUGAGGCUGAGUGCGGGAGGGAGUGGGGGCAUGAUGGCCGAGAAGCUGGAGACACUAAUCACCCAGACGAGGGCCAAGCAGGCUGCCACCAUGAGCGAGGUGGAGUGGCGAGGCCGCACCGUGCCCGUCAAGAUCGACAAGGUGCGCAUCUUCCUCCUGGGUCUGGCCGACAACGAGGCAGCUAUCGCUCAGGCUGCCAAUGAGGAGACUAAGGAGCGGCUCUACGAGACUCUGCUGGCAGAGUGCAGGGACACCAUCCAGGCCGUCCGGGAGGAGAUCAGGAUGGACGUGAAAGCCAGAGAGAGGGCCUCGGACACAGAAGGAGGCAAGGUCUCUAACCUGCAGUACCUGCACAGCUACCUGACCUACAUCAAGCUGUGGACAGUGGUGAAGCGUAACGAGAGCAUGGCCCACACGCUGCAGGCCAAGCUCAAGGAGCCGCAGACGGACGAGAACAAGAGGGGGCCGCGACCCCAGGACCUCAUCCGCCUCUACGACAUCAUCCUGCAGAGUCUGGCAGAACUGUCUGCCCUUCAGGGAAUGGAGGAGGGCCACACUUUCCAGAAGGAGGUGGCCCUGAAGACCCUGGUGUACAAGGCCUACAGGUGUUUCUUCAUAGCCCAGUCCUACGUGCUGGUGAAGAAGUGGAGCGAGGCCCUGGUUCUGUACGAGCGAGUUCUGAAGUACGCCAGAGAGGUCCAGUCCCAGGCCAAGAACCUGAACAACAGCCUCAAGGACCUCCCGGAUGUCCAAGAACUUAUUGCUGAGGUUAACGCUGAAAAAUACUCCCUCCAGGCAGCGGCCAUCUUGGACAAAGAAGAUGUAGCGGAAACACCCACUCUGCCUCAUGUGAAAGACAACAAGCCCCUCUCCGACCGUUUGGAAGCCUUCCGCCUGGAUCCCACCCUCGUCGGCAAGCAGCCCAAUCUGGUGGAGUUUCCCCCCGACUUCCAGCCAAUCCCCUGCAAGCCCCUCUUCUUCGACCUGGCGCUCAACCAUGUGGCCUUCCCUCCUCUGGACGACAAGGUGGAGCAGAAGGGCAAGGGCGGCCUGACCGGAUACAUCAAGGGCAUCUUUGGCUUCGGCAGCUAAGUUUGCAGCGCAGGCCUCUGGUGGUCGUGCCAGCGCUGGGCUGUGUGAGUCCCCCGAGCACCGGCUUCCUCCAGUCUCUGAGUUUCCGGCUGAGUUCCGCCACGUACAUCUCAGAUUCUAGAGACUUCCGUGCCUGGUGUUCCUUUUGCUCAUGCAGCACACCCAGACACCUCCCUCACAACACAACGUACACACACACACACACACACAGAUGCAUAUAAAUGUUCCCUAUUGCUUCUCUCUCCAUUUCUUUCUUUUUCUCUCUCUCGUUCUGUAGAGAGAACCCUCCCCCCCCCCCCCAAUUUAUCUUGUUUGAUUGAGUUCCAUUUAUUUUUCAGUCUUAUGAAGCGCCUUCAUGUUACCCAAUCUUGAUGUUCGUGUACAACAACCAACACUGACCGCCAGUUACUGUCAAUUGAAAGAAAGUGGAGAAUCUCCAUGCAGGAUCAGUCUCUCAAGCAUUUCACCACUCAUAUGAACACAUUUAAAGGACACAGGGUGAUUUACGCGAAGCCAUGAAUUUCACACAGUGCUUUUACGGACAGUAGAACUAGCAUCGCCAUCAACUGGAAUAGACUUCCACACGCCUCACGGAGUCUCUUCACCAUCUGUCUGUUUCCUGCAUGUCUUCCUUCCUCUGUAACUCCUGCAUUGUAAGCAGUCUAGUCGAGCUAGAGAGCCAUCACUUAGCCGAUCGUCACCUCUGACGAUACGCCAACGAUAGCAAUAGUGACAGUCCAGUGACCAAGACAUGCCACACUGUUGUCGUUGUUACGGAGAGGAUCAACAACUUCUGUCAAUGUUCAACCAUCAUUCAAGAAGAACAACCGAAGAAUGCAAAGGAGAACUUUCUUUCUUCCUUCUUUUUUUGGAAUCUCACCAUCUUUGAGCUUUUUGUUUUUUGUCAGUGUAGGACUGUAGGUGUGGCCCGAUGCGUGUCAAACCGUUUUCGGAGAGGAUUUUUUAGUUGAGCGCGUAGGAUAUAGCAGAUCGCACCCCAUACGAUCUCUUCACAUGAACCAAAGUGCUUUUUUUUUUUUUUAUGUUUGUUUGUAGGGGUCAGUUGGGAUUGUAUCAGGGAAAGUUACACGGCAGGCUCCCUGCAGCAUUUAAUUUCUCCUCAAACCCACAACUGACCUUUGCUUCGACAGAUAGUCGCUUUUGGGCUUGUUGUACCCCGACUAACCUUUCCUUUUUAUUUGCAAUUUUAACUUUUCUUUUAAGGACAACGUGAAGAUGUCUUUUGGUCAGACUGUGGUGGUCACCAGAUGGGUAAUGGAUGCGGGUAGAGUUGCUGAACCUUUUUUGUUAAUCCAGUAACACGUGGGUGUAAAGAAAUGAAGACCAAUGUAUAGCAGAGAUAAUUGUCAUUUAGGUCGCUACGGCCUCUUAUGAAAUUAAAGAACAGCUAUGUGCACCACACU
Messenger RNA from Alosa sapidissima (American shad), 3264 nucleotides. It is a transcript of the gene srp68, whose product is annotated as signal recognition particle 68. Gene Ontology annotation, cellular component: signal recognition particle, endoplasmic reticulum targeting. Bases 59 to 1840 code for a protein of 593 amino acids. Lineage: Eukaryota; Metazoa; Chordata; Actinopteri; Clupeiformes; Clupeidae. The transcript is spliced from 16 exons. The record is from RefSeq and is a predicted model, not a curated record. Gene Ontology annotation, biological process: SRP-dependent cotranslational protein targeting to membrane. Gene Ontology annotation, molecular function: 7S RNA binding; endoplasmic reticulum signal sequence receptor activity; signal recognition particle binding.